GUUACCAUGUGCUUUAGUCUUUCUCUUGGCUAAGAUGGAUGACGAAGCAGCAAGCACCGAGGUGAGGAAGAUGAUCCGACGAGGCGCUGCAGCUGUGUGUGCAGUCGCCUUGCCUGUAGCCGGGCUUCUGGUCAUCAUGGCCAUUCUCUUAUGGACCAUUCGCUCUGGAUUUGAAGCUGCUGCUGAAACUCAAAGAUAUACUGAUGACGAGGAAGGCUGCAGCCAGUGGGCUUUCCACGUUGGAGUUGUAACCAUGUUCUUUGGUUUCUUGUUUCUGGCUCUUGGGAUUCCCAUACUUGCUGACUUGUUUCUAAAAUUGUCAGAACGGUUGCACCAGCAAGAGGAGCAAAAUGGCACUCAUCCAGCAAGGGAGAUGACAAUCUGUAAAGCUAUUGUUGGUAUCCUUGUGAAUGUGAUCACAGUCUUCAUGCUAUCGUGUGCCAUUUGCACUGGAUUUAGACUUGCAACGGAACCCAGAGGAGACAGCAGAUACCAUUUCUUAACUUUCUCAAUUGGACUGGUCACCAUUGUCUUCGGUUCCAUGUAUUUUAUCAUUGGACUUGCAAUGAUUUUUGAGCUAGCGAUAGAUUUGUCUAGCAAGUUGCAGCAGAAAGAGAAUAAGGGUGGCACUCAUAAACGCCGCAGUAUGAUUGUUAAUAUCUUUUGUUUGACAUUGCUGUUGUAAUCUUCUGUUAUUUAAUGUUAUACUUAUUUGAAUUA
Messenger RNA from Alnus glutinosa, 720 nucleotides. RefSeq lists its product as uncharacterized. Lineage: Eukaryota; Viridiplantae; Streptophyta; Magnoliopsida; Fagales; Betulaceae. Bases 35 to 685 code for a protein of 216 amino acids. The transcript is spliced from 2 exons. The record is from RefSeq and is a predicted model, not a curated record.